Molecule: messenger RNA, 4808 nt
Organism: Nothobranchius furzeri (turquoise killifish)
Lineage: Eukaryota; Metazoa; Chordata; Actinopteri; Cyprinodontiformes; Nothobranchiidae
Gene: cntln
Product: centlein, centrosomal protein
Biological process (GO): centriole-centriole cohesion; protein localization to organelle
Cellular component (GO): centriole; centrosome
Source: RefSeq, a predicted model, not a curated record
CAGCGGGCCGGUUUGAAUCCGUCCCUAUGGUUACUGCCAUCUGUCUCCUGUAAAGUUUGUUUUGGCUUCAUAUAAGGAAAAAACUAUUUAUAAAAGAGUUCUUAUGGAGUAGAAACAACUCUUCGCGUCAUUCUUACCAGCGCCAUUGUGCGGAAAACUACUGUCGGGGAAUAGAAGACGAAAAAUAUGACUAGUAGCUAAUGUUAGCCGAGAUAGCUACCCUAACAUCAACGUAGGAAGGAAAAAGUGUUUUUAUAUCGUCCUGUCUUCGUUGCAGAUUAAAAAUGUGCUCCAACGAUGACUCUCGCAUCCUGGUUUUGGAGGAGCAGGUGAAGAAUUUAUCGGAUGAGUUGAUGCAAUGUCAGGCAGACAAGGAGUUUGUGUGGUCUCUGUGGAAACGUCUGCAAGUGGCAAAUCCAGAUUUGACCCAGGCAGUCAGUUUGGUGGUUGAGCGUGAGAAGCACAAAGCUGAGAUCAAAGACAGGAAAGUUUUGGAGAUCCUCCAGUCCAAAGACUACAAGAUUCAAGAACUAGAACAGAAAGUGACAGGGCAGCAGCAGGAGAUUAGCAGUUUGGUUCAGAGGACGACAGCAGUGGGAGAGGAUAGCGCUUUAACGAAGGAGCUGACAACUCUGCGUGAACAACUGGUCAAUAAGAAUCAUGAACUUAAGGAAAUGAAGACCGAGUGUAGAAGAAAAGAAGAGGAGCAGCAGCAGGUGGUACAGGCUCUAGAGGAGGAGAAAAGGGGAUUAGCAUCCCACUGCGCUGCCCUAAGAGCUGACCUGGAGGAAAAACAGAGGCAGGUCGACAGCCAGCGAGACGAGAGGGAUGCCGCCCAGUCCAGAUUAAAGGAUCUGGAAGAAAAACUACGCAUUGCCUGGCUAGAGCUGUCUCAGUCACAGGAGUACAUUAAUGGUCUAGCUGCCCAGCUUUCUUCUAAAGAGAGAGAAGAAGCAACGAAACAAGAGCAGCUAGAUCGACUUCGUCAUGAGUUUGCAGAAGUUCAGACUCUGUACAGACAGAGCACUGAGCAUGCAGCAGAACAGAGCCACCUCAUCAAGCAACUGGAGGGACUCAAUCUGGACACACAAAGAGUCCUGAGAAAUCAAGAAGAGGCACACACUGCUGAUGCUACCACAUAUCAGCAGCUAAACAAGGAGCUGAGUCAGUGCUACCAGACUCUCGUGUCUAGUGAGGCCAAACUCCAUCAGAGUCACCAGGAGCUCAGGGACCAGUUGGCUCAGAGAGACCAGCACAUCAUGGAACUCCAAGCUCAACUGCAGAAACAGCUGGAACAAGUACAACAGCAGCAUCAGGCUCACCGCACAGCCCUUCACUGCUCACCAAGCAAACAAACCAACUUUUUGGCGGUGUGUAAAGAGCGUGUUGAUGCUGCAGCUCAGAGGUCAAUCCCUCAUUCUGACCAGGCCUCCACCCAGGGCUCACAUCCCAGGCCAGAGGACAGGACUUUCUCUCGCAGCAGUGUCAGAAGACAGCAGGGUGCACCUGUGCAGCGGUCCAGGUCUCUGUCCCCAGCCAGCAGUGUGAGGGCGGGAGGCGGGAGGAGAGCACCAGCAGAACAAAGAGUUCAGGACCUUGAAGAACUGCUGCAACUGAAGAUUGAGGAGAAUCAGGAGCUGAGGAAAGCUCAUAACAAACGCCACGAACGUCUCGUGUUGAUUCAAAGCAACUAUAAGACAGUCCGAGAUCAACUGAAAGAGAUGGAGAAGUCCAGUGGCUUGUCGGGUGCAAGGAAACAGCGUGCACAGUCAUGGCAGCUACGACAGGAAGACAGUGAUGCUGUGUGGAAUGAGCUGGCCUACUUGAAAAGCCUGACCAGGAAACUUUCCACUGAAAAAGCUGGCCUGGAGGAGGAACUAGACAUGCUGCGAGUGCAGGCUGCAAUGGACCGGGCCACAGUGAAGGAGCUCCACAUGUGUCUGGCUAAAGAUCAUCAAGAAUUGCUUCAGCAAAUGGCAGAGGAGCAGCAGGUCAAAAGCAGCACUCCGAUUAAGGCUUCGCUUUCUUCAUGGCGAAUGGAACAGUCAUUUAAAAAGAUUGAGCAACUGGAACAGAGGAUGAUGUCACUGGAGGAGCAAAGGGACAGGCUGAGAGAUGAGAAAGAACGGUUACUUCAGGCCAAUGAAGACUUGGCCGAAAACUUCCGCAGGCUCCAAACUUCCAUGAAUCAUCAGCAAACGCAGGAGGCUGUCCGAGUCGAGGCGGCCCAUGCUCAGGCUCUGGCCCAGGAGGAACAACACUGUGGUGAGAUCAUGGCAGUAGAAGCCCGGCUGGCCACGUCUCAAAAAGAGAUUACCAAGCUCCAUCAUCAGCUGCUCAAGCUGAGACAAGAGCUGGGGAUCGUCAAAGCAGCCAGAGACUUCCAUAGGAAUCGUGCAGCAGGACCGGCAAGGGCAUCUGGGAUUGCUAACGGCAUUAGCGGCAAGGUCAAAUUCAAGACGACGAGGCACAGAGGUCUUCUACGCCAGCGCAGCCACCGAACAGUCAGCUCCAAUCAAGCCAUCAGCUGGCAGGGCCGAAGCCCCAGCCCCACUAAGGACGAGUGGGAGGACAUGAGCAUAGAUAGCUUCAGUAGUGAGGAGUACCCAGAUAGUCUCAACGGGGAGCCCUCUGGGACAGCACCUCACAGACAACACGCCUCUAGAAAGUCCUACAGGUGUUCACUGCACGCAAACACAGAAGAACCAGCAGCAGGAUCAAAGAAAAGCCAACCCAGUACUCUGACCCAAGAUUAUAAACAGCAUGAGCUCUGGGAGAGAGGUACAAGAGGGGAGAGGAGGAGGCGGAGGAGGAAGUGGAUGUUGACGAAGACCCAGCGCUGCUCCUCCUCUCUGCAGCAGCGUGUUGAGUCUCUACAGCGUCGCGUUGACAUCCAGCGAAGUGCCAGGAAAGACACCCAGCUCUCAGCUAAGGAGCUGCAAAGGGCCAACGAGGCGCUCACAGCACAGCUCAGCGCACUCGCUCAGCAGCUCAGCAGCAGCAAGCAGCUCACACAGAAGCUGACCUCUGACCUGGCUGGUGUCGAGCAACAGAAAAAGGUUUUGGAGAUGGAGCUUGAACAGUGGAAGAAGAUUACCUUCCCUCCGCAAAGUGCCCCAACAAGUGUGCUGGUAAACACUGAAUGUUCCUGCCAGGGCAGAACCGAGUCUGCCCCAGCUAACCCUGCCCCCCAGGCCCUGGAGACUGAGGUCAGACAACUUCAAGCCAAACUUAAGAGUGCGAGCGCCGAAGUCACAAAGCAGAUGGCCGCUAACAAAUCCCUGCGAGGCCAGCUCCAAGAGAGGGAGGACAAGCUCUGCCAGCUGCAGGACAAGGUGAGCCACGCAGAACGAGAUAUCAGCAGGAAACGGCAGCUGGUGGAGGACUUCAAGACAAGGGUGAAGUUCCUGCAGGAGAUGGAGAAAAGCUAUCGGGAUCAGAUUGAGGAGUUGGAGAAGAAGGUGAAAACUUUAUCCGAAGAGGCCACCAACAGAAAGGCCCUUGUUGAGUCUCUGAAGAGACGGUUAAACAUUGCAGCAACAGAGAAAAGCCAGUCUGAAGCCUUGUGUUCAAAACUCAAAGAAGACCUGGAGAGAAAGGAGCAGCGUAAUCAUUCCCUACAGGCUCGUGUGGGAGCCAGUGAGCAGGCUUUGGCUGCCCUGGAACAAACUGCCACUAAGCAAAUGGAAGGGUUGACCCAGCAGAGCUCCCUUGCUUUGGACAGACUUCAGAGACAGCUUGGUCUUGCCUACUCCCAGCUGGAGCAGCUUCACUCUUUCAUCAAGACACUAGCCAGUGAAAUACUUUUAGACGUUCAAGAGGUCAAGCAGCAGUUGAUGAGCAGGAGGAGGUCGAGGCAGGCCAGUUCUAUGGCAGCAAAAACUGGCCUCUCAGUCAAGUCCAUGAUCAAAGCAAAGUCCAUCGCUGCCUCCAUCCUCAAUAUGUCAGAGAAUGAUCUCACAGACAUAAUGGAAACAGAUCAGACUACAGUUGCUUGCAUGGAGAGUCUCAGGGACAAGGAGUGGUUGGACCACCUGAACCUCAUGUUGCAGCAGAAGAUCCCCUCUGCCGGCCAGCUAAUGGAGGCCGUGCGCGUGAAGAUGAAGGAGAGGAAAGUGCUGACAGAAGAGCUGGCCGCGCUCGCAGCACCAGUCAGCGAAAAAGCCUGACUCCCUGGGCUGAGGCUGGGAAAACUGUCAUCCUCUUCUCUUUCUACCCCCCUUUUCCACCUUCUUCCUACCCAGCUCCUGCUCAGUGGGAGCCAGGCUGAGCCAAGCCGAGCCGGGGCAGCAGAACCAAUAUUUGGGAGGAAAAUGUGCUGUCGACUCUCUCUGGGCCACUGGCUCAACGCAGCACCCCGACUUUUGUAAAUGAGCCCUCAACAUCUGUGUUAGCACUCGGUGCAGUAUGUCUGUCAGACAGGGGCCCCUUUAGUGCCAAGCUAAUUUACGGAUCAGCCACUCUCACUGAGGACCCGGGGUAAUAAGGCAAAUGCUUACGCUACUCUUUAAAUUACAUUUUUUAUAAACUUUCUUUUACCACCACCCCUAAUUUAUUUGGCACCUUGAGGGCUUCUGAGUGUGAGGACUUGACCCAGCACUUCCAAACUGACACUUGGAAAGAGUCAAACUGAGCACAGCUUUUUAUAUUUACACACUAGAUUCAACUGAUUUUGAAUGAGUUUUUAAAAUGCUCUGCAAAGAUGUCUGUUGCAGCAUUGACUUGGUAAUUAUGCUAAACUUCAGUAGAUUUUAUUCAUACAGAAACAUUGUCAUAAUUUGUCAAUAAAAUGAUCUUAUUUCUGCACA